AUGGCCUUUCUAAUGAAAAGUAUGUUGAGCAACCAGGUAAAGAAUUUGGGACUUGGAGGUGGAGGGGAAGAAAAAAAAGAAGAAAAUGCUCCUUCUGAUCCAGCAGCAGCUGCAGGAAUGACCAGAGAGGAGUAUGAGGAAUAUCAAAAGCAAAUGGUUGAGGAGAAGAUGGAAAGAGAUGCAGCAUUUGUACAGAAAAAAGCAGAGCGAGCCUGUCUGAGGGUUCAUCUGAGAGAAAAGUACAGACUCCCUAAGAGUGAAUUGGAUGAGAAUCAAAUACAGAUGGCUGGAGAUGAUGUGGAUUUGCCAGAAGACCUUCAGAAGAUGGUGGCAGAAGAUCAGGUGGAGGAAGAGGACAAGGACUCUAUCCUGGCACAGCUGCAGAACAUCCAGAAUAUGGACGUGGAUGCCAUCAAAGAAAAGGCACAAGCCACCUUCACCGAAAUUAAACAGGCUGCUGAGCAGAAAUGUUCUGUGAUGUAA
This is a messenger RNA of Antrostomus carolinensis (chuck-will's-widow), 483 nucleotides long. It is a transcript of the gene CPLX4, whose product is annotated as complexin 4. NCBI's taxonomy places the organism in Eukaryota, Metazoa, Chordata, Aves, Caprimulgiformes, Caprimulgidae. Gene Ontology annotation, cellular component: terminal bouton; SNARE complex. Gene Ontology annotation, biological process: regulation of neurotransmitter secretion; synaptic vesicle exocytosis; neurotransmitter transport. Gene Ontology annotation, molecular function: syntaxin binding. The record is from RefSeq and is a predicted model, not a curated record. The coding region runs from base 1 to 483 and encodes 160 amino acids. The transcript is spliced from 3 exons.